AACCACCCACGAGCCCGCGUCGGUGCCCGCCCCGCAGGGGGACCUACUAUCCGGCGCCGAGCCGGAGGGGGAAAACGGCGCCCGCCGCCCGCCCGGAGCCGGCGAGCAGCCCCAGUCCCCCCCCACCCGCGCGUGGCGGCGCCGGCUCCCUAGCCGCCGCGGCCCCACCCUCUUCCGGCCUCGGCUGUCCGGGCCGCGCUUGCCACCGCCUGUGGAUGCUGCGCCUCUCUGAACGCAACAUGAAGGUGCUCCUUGCCGCCGCCCUCAUCGCGGGGUCCGUCUUCUUCCUGCUGCUGCCGGGACCUUCUGUGGCCGAUGAGAAGAAGAAGGGGCCCAAAGUCACCGUCAAGGUGUAUUUUGACCUGCGAAUUGGAGAUGAAGAUGUAGGCCGGGUGAUCUUUGGUCUCUUCGGAAAGACUGUUCCAAAAACAGUGGAUAAUUUUGUGGCCUUAGCUACAGGAGAGAAAGGAUUUGGCUACAAAAACAGCAAAUUCCAUCGUGUAAUCAAGGACUUCAUGAUCCAGGGCGGAGACUUCACCAGGGGAGAUGGCACAGGAGGAAAGAGCAUCUAUGGUGAGCGCUUCCCCGAUGAGAACUUCAAGCUGAAGCACUACGGGCCCGGCUGGGUGAGCAUGGCCAACGCAGGCAAAGACACCAACGGCUCCCAGUUCUUCAUCACAACAGUCAAGACGGCCUGGCUAGAUGGCAAGCAUGUGGUGUUUGGCAAAGUGCUAGAGGGCAUGGAGGUGGUGCGGAAGGUGGAGAGCACCAAGACAGACAGCCGGGAUAAGCCCCUGAAGGAUGUGAUCAUCGCAGACUGCGGCAAGAUCGAGGUGGAGAAGCCCUUUGCCAUUGCCAAGGAGUAGGACCCAGGGACCUCUUUCUUUGAGUGACCAUCUGUGCAGGCCCUGUAGUCUGCCACAGGGCCCUGAGCUGCACUGGCCCCAGUGCUGGCAUCUGGUGGAGCGGACCCAUUCCCCUCACAUUCCACAGGCCCAUGGACUCAGUUUUGUAACAGACUCCUACCAACACUGACGAAUAAAAAAAAAAUGUGGGUUUUUUUUUUUUUUUAUAUA
This is a messenger RNA of Chlorocebus sabaeus (green monkey), 1076 nucleotides long. RefSeq names its product peptidylprolyl isomerase B (gene PPIB). NCBI's taxonomy places the organism in Eukaryota, Metazoa, Chordata, Mammalia, Primates, Cercopithecidae. The record is from RefSeq and is a predicted model, not a curated record. Gene Ontology annotation, cellular component: intracellular membrane-bounded organelle; cytoplasm. Gene Ontology annotation, molecular function: peptidyl-prolyl cis-trans isomerase activity; cyclosporin A binding. Gene Ontology annotation, biological process: protein folding; protein peptidyl-prolyl isomerization.